This is a messenger RNA of Harmonia axyridis, 1206 nucleotides long. RefSeq lists its product as uncharacterized. The record is from RefSeq and is a predicted model, not a curated record. The coding region runs from base 35 to 1003 and encodes 322 amino acids. Lineage: Eukaryota; Metazoa; Arthropoda; Insecta; Coleoptera; Coccinellidae. The transcript has a single exon.
AACAUCUCCUCACUGACCUUCGCAUCACAUCAAUAUGAGAUACUCAAAGUCAAAAAUACUCUUUUCGAUCCUCUCGAUUUUGUUGACAGAACGUGCAUAUGGCGAAAGUAAUCCAUCAAAACAAAAUAUCAUAAGUUCGGGUAUAAUUGUUAACAGUGAUGAUGUCUCUCAUACCUCCGAGAACAGUACAGUGGAGAACAGAAAUGAAGAAGUGGCGACAGAAGCACAUUUGGCAACGUCAACAGGCCUCGAUGACAACGAAGUUUAUAUGGGAGUUAAUUUCGAAUACAUAACUAAUGUGAGUAAGACGAAGCUUCCUAAAAAAUUCAUAAGAGUGAUAGCCGAUGAUCCAAACUACGAGAAAGGAUAUUUUGGGGGAUACUAUUUCAUCGGGAAUGGACAAACAGACCACUUUUACGCUCAUGGUAAAUACCAGAAACCUUCAACCAACUACUAUGGAAACUACAAUCACAAACUAGAAGAUAAGAGUGCCUUGGGUUACUAUUUAGGCUUCGCCACCCACAAAAUGGAUCACAACGAGUACUUCAGGCACCACAACUAUACUCGUUACAAGGUGCACCAUUACUUCUUCAAGAACAGCACCAUGUUACCAGAGCAAUAUGUUGGAGCUGAUCAUCUUCUCCAUUGUGCCCAGAAUACUUCAAUUUUCUGUCCUGAGAACACUGAAGCUAUAUGUCUUCAAAACACAACAGUAUGGUGUGCUUCAAGAAAACCUUUUGUUAAGCCAUGUGAAGUUGGAGAUGCUGCAGAAUGUGUUACCACAAGAUUGCCUUGUGUUAAAUCGGAUGAUGCGAAUUGUAGACAAAUGGUGGAAGUUGUGACGAUGCCAUGUAUUGCGAUAAUAAAAAUUUUGGACCCGUACGAGGAUAAGAAUGGGUUAACAUUGAUAAGUAUAGCUGGAACUUUUGUUUUGUCUCCUGUUCCUAUAAUGUCAGAAAGAACAUAUUGUGUGACUAUUGUAGCAGAGCCAAGUAGGGAUUGAAAAUUUAGAAUAUUUAAAUGAAUAAUGAAAUCAAUGAAUACAUUUUUCAUAACUACCUGUAACUGUUAUUUAAUUUUUGUUAACUUGAAACUCUUGUUUUUAUUCAACAUCCGUUCAUUUGCUAGAAUUAAAUCAAAUGAAGCUUUAUUUUCAGAUUUGGAAACAAACACAUUAUAUGAUGUACCAUUAAAAAUUACUGCCUA